Zingiber officinale is the source of this 1119-nucleotide messenger RNA. RefSeq lists its product as uncharacterized. The record is from RefSeq and is a predicted model, not a curated record. The transcript has a single exon. NCBI's taxonomy places the organism in Eukaryota, Viridiplantae, Streptophyta, Magnoliopsida, Zingiberales, Zingiberaceae. Bases 1 to 1119 code for a protein of 372 amino acids.
AUGACUAGGUCUUCCUUUGCAACAUUGCUUGAACUUGACCUGGAGAUUGAGAGAACCUUUUGGGCUUUAAGGAGACAAGCUAGGUCAGCAGCAACUUGUGAGAGCAGAAUUUCAGAGAUGGAUAAUCAGAUAAUAGAAGGGGAUAGAACUAUGAAAGAACUUGCAGCACCAGAUGUGGCUUAUAAGUACUCAUGUAUUACUUAUCCAGACUUGGCAGGACAUUUUGAACUUAGAUCAGGACUUAUUCAUCUGCUUCCCAAAUUUCAAGGGUUAUCAGGAGAGGAUCCCAACCGCCAUCUACAUGAAUUCCAUGUGGUUUGUUCUACCAUGAAACCACAGGGGAUUUCAGAAGAAGCCAUUAAGUUGAGGGCCUUUCCAUUCUCUUUGACAGGAGCAGCAAAGGACUGGUUAUAUUGCCUUCCAGCUGGAUACAUUACUAGUUGGAUUGAUAUGAAGAAAGCAUUUUUGGAGAAAUUUUUCCCAGCUUCUAGGACUGCAACUAUCAGGAAGAGCAUUUGUGGUAUUCAGCAAGUAGUGGGAGAGACUCUUUAUGAUUAUUGGGAGAGAUUCAAGAAGCUGUGUUCGAGUUGUCCACAACAUCAGAUUAGUGAUCAGCUUCUUGUUCAAUAUUUCUAUGAGGGUCUACUUCCUAUGGAUAGGAGCAUGAUAGAUGCAGCAGCUGGAGGAGCCUUGGUGAAUAAGACUCCAAAUCAAGCAAGAGAGUUAAUUUCAAAUAUGGCAGAAAAUUCACAGCAAUUUGGGAGUAGAGCUCUUGGGACUAGAGUGGUUAAUGAAACUCAUUUGGUUUCGAAUGAGCAACAAGAAAUCAGAAAUAAUUUGCAAGAAUUGACCUCUCUAGUGAAGCAAAUGGCGUUGCAAAAUUCAAGUCAUGUUUCAAAUUUUCCUUUAUCAAUGAUGAAGUUGUGUGGAAUUUGUUCAAGCCAAGAUCAUUCUUCGGAUCAUUGUCCUAAUUUAUAUCAAGAUGAAUCUGUUGCAGCCAUUUCAAGACCUCAAUUUCAGCAACACAAGUAUGAUCCUAACUCUUCAACUUAUAAUCCGGGAUGGAGGGAUCAUUCUAAUUUGAGGUAUGGGAACACAUUUUAUCAGCAGCCAACAUAA